UCGCAAGUGACAACCAGGAGACCUCUCCGUGUCACGUCAAUUCCCUGAAGACUUUCUCAAAUCCGGUCGGACGCAAGCUGCUGUAGCAUUAUGAAUCCGAGGCCACAAAACAAUAACAUGUAUGACGCUGCAGGUAACAACUUGAAUAGCAGCAACUCACGGACGGAGGAUGCUGACAUCAACUCGAACCCCUCAGAACUCCAACAAACACCACAGCCCCAGCAAAAUGAACGGACACUGCAAUAACGAAGGCAGCUCUCCUCCUACCCAGACACAGCUUGCAGAAGUGAAAGUGGGCGUGGCGAAAGGCGGGGAAACUGACAAUCACUUUCGACUGCAGUCAUUUACAUAUUAUUUUUAUCUACCAAUCGUUUCUUCGGCCAAUCACAUGAGCAUGGGUGGAUAUUCCAUGAUGCAACCUAAUGAAUCUAGAAGAAGUAAAUUACAGAGAAUGGCCAAGCAAGAAGAGGAGGAUUUACAGAGAUGGAAGGAAGAGCACAGGGCUGGUCCAGUCAAUCUUCCUCCUGAACGGCUAGGUGGAGCUCUGUCAAUGGAAGAGGCCAGGAGUAAUCAAGCUAUGCGUCAAAGACAAGCUAAAUAUCAACCAAAGCUAAAAAGAGAAGAACACGCAAAGAAACAAAAAGAGGCUGAAGAAGAGGAAAUUAAGAAAAUGAAAACUGUACAGAGGGAAAAGGUAAGAUUAGUUUCUACUGUGUAGUGGUUUUUGAACACA
Polypterus senegalus (gray bichir) is the source of this 733-nucleotide messenger RNA. Its product is annotated as epithelial-stromal interaction protein 1-like. Bases 170 to 718 code for a protein of 182 amino acids. The transcript is spliced from 6 exons. NCBI's taxonomy places the organism in Eukaryota, Metazoa, Chordata, Cladistia, Polypteriformes, Polypteridae. The record is from RefSeq and is a predicted model, not a curated record.